AUGGGCUUCGCAAUCAUCAUGUCCCCUCGCACUGUCGGCGCCGAUUCCGGCGGGGAGCAGCGUCAGUCAGCUGUCAUCAUUCCCUCAAGUUUGUGGCGUCUUUCUGGGUGCCACCUCCUAUGGCUCCUGGCCGCAACCGCAGUCCUGAAUUCUGUGUUCGCGGCGCCUCAGGGAGCUGAUGAAGACGACUAUGCAGAGUAUGACGUCGACGAAGCCGAAACAGUUGCGCCCGAGGCGCCCUUGAACACGGUAGAGCCGGAGCCCGGGAUUGAGAUGUGUAUUUGGAAUGGCAAAACCUUCACGGAUCUGCAGGAGUGGCAACAGGAUAAUUGCACCACCUGCCGCUGCUUGGCGGGUCAGGUGGCAUGCAACCGAGUGCAGUGUCCAUCCCUCGCGGGCUGCAGAGGCUCGACGGUUCUUUUGGCGAACGAAUGCUGCGAAGUGUGCGUUGAAGAGCAAGAGACAACAGUGUCCGAACCGAUUCCCGGGCUCCCGGGGCCACAAGGAGAUCACGGCAGUCCGGGUCGUCCCGGUGAGAGAGGAGCCCCGGGAGAGCCUGGACAUCACGGUGUUCCGGGACUCCCCGGUCCACCCGGUACUGUCCCCGAUCUGAACAAAUGGUUCACCGAGCAACGAGCACUGUCUGGAGCCUCCGGGGAGAAGGGACCAGUGGAUUUCCAGUACAUGCAAGCCUCGGUCGGUCCCCCGGGAACUCGCGGAACGACGGGACCCCCAGGUCCUCCCGGCCCCCAGGGUUUCCAGGGCACACGUGGCGAACCUGGCGAGCCGGGUCCCCCUGGACCUACAGGACCCCCUGGUGAACGCGGUCCAGUCGGACCGACAGGCAAAGAUGGCGAUACUGGAGAGGACGGAAAACCUGGUGCCCAAGGACCCCCCGGAACACAAGGUCCUCGAGGACUGCCUGGGAUGUCAGGACUUCCGGGGCCGAAAGGUCAUCGAGGUUAUCCAGGUCUCGAUGGACCGAAGGGGGAAACAGGGGCCCCCGGCGAAAAAGGGUCCCUUGGACCACCUGGUAAACCAGGACCCAGCGGACCAGUCGGUCCAGCGGGGCCUCGAGGAGAGCGGGGACGCGAAGGACCAGCUGGGCCUACCGGCAUAAGGGGAACUGACGGCCAGAUUGGUCCUCCCGGACCGCCAGGAUCUGCUGGACGAUCGGGCCCCCCUGGAUUCCCGGGUGCUCCCGGAAUGAAAGGGGAUGCGGGUAGCCAAGGACCCAAGGGCAGUGCUGGAUUGCAAGGCCCCAGGGGAGAAUCUGGGAUACCCGGAUCCACGGGAGAACCUGGACCCACGGGACCCCCCGGCAAAGACGGAGCCCCCGGAGACAAAGGAAGUCGGGGAGACAGUGGAGCGGCUGGAAUACCCGGCUUUCCGGGUCCCCGAGGACCGCAGGGGCUAGCCGGGAGCCCUGGAGUCCCAGGACCGAAGGGGGUCGCGGGGAAUCCUGGCGACCAGGGACACAAGGGUGACAGUGGACCGAAGGGAGAGGCAGGCGCCCUGGGGCCCCGCGGUUUCCCAGGUCCUCAGGGAGUCGCUGGAAAACGGGGAAAAACUGGAGCUCAAGGACCUCCAGGACCGAUUGGGCCUCAAGGAGAAAGGGGCACACCGGGACCACGUGGUCUCCCGGGUCCCGAUGGCCUGCCGGGACAGAAGGGAGAGCAAGGCAUCGCAGGAUCUCUCGGGCCGAUGGGUCCCAAAGGCUCUACGGGAGACAACGGCAAACCAGGCUUGCCUGGUCUGCAAGGCCUCAGAGGGACCCCCGGCCUUCCAGGUCUCCCAGGCAAAGACGGCGUCCCAGGAGUGAGGGGUCUUCCGGGCGCUGAUGGUAAAACCGGAGAGCCCGGCCAACAGGGCUUGCAAGGACUCCCAGGCCCGACAGGACUGCCUGGCAUGAAAGGAGAACAGGGUGAACCUGGUCUCGAUGGUAAACCGGGAGCUCAAGGUCCGCAAGGACCUCGUGGAGACACCGGAAAAGAGGGGCCUAUGGGUAUGGUGGGUUUACCAGGCAAGCCUGGUGAGCCCGGUCUCCGGGGACCUCCCGGACUCCAAGGAUCUCGAGGAUUCCAGGGCCUUCCCGGUAUAGUUGGGAACCCAGGAGCACCAGGAAAGGACGGGGGUCCCGGCGUGCAAGGACCUCCGGGAGCACCCGGUGCGACUGGAUCGCGAGGCGAGCGGGGAUUCCAAGGAGAAACGGGCAAACAAGGUAUCCAAGGGCCACCUGGAGAACGUGGGGAUCCUGGUCCCGCCGGUCAAGAUGGUGCUCGAGGAGUGACCGGAGAGAAAGGAGCGAAGGGACAUCAAGGACCUCCAGGUCUCGUGGGUCUCCCCGGACGUCGAGGAGACAUUGGACCGAUUGGCUCGAAAGGAGAACGCGGCGACCACGGUCCGCCGGGUCCUGAAGGUCCAAUGGGGAGACCAGGCGAGCCUGGAAUCCAGGGACCCGUGGGACCUGUUGGUCAUAUUGGAGAGCCAGGCAUAAAAGGAGAGUCCGGACCGCCCGGACCGAUGGGCCCGACAGGCGCUCCUGGCCAAGUUGGGGAUCGCGGAGCCAUUGGACCGCCCGGUCCCGUGGGCUUCCAGGGUCCUCUCGGACCUCCAGGACCAUCUGGUCCGAAAGGCAACACCGGCGCUAUCGGAGCGAAGGGAGAACAAGGAAAAAGUGGACCACAAGGUCCACCUGGGGAUAUUGGACCGCUCGGACCUAUCGGUCUGCAAGGACCGAAAGGUCCCCGUGGAGAACCAGGUCUGAAAGGAGACAUAGGUCUGCCCGGGCUUCCGGGACGACCGGGUGAAACCGGUCGUGCCGGGGAGCCGGGAGCGAUCGGAGCUCCUGGACCCAUGGGACCUCCGGGAAUUAAGGGAGUGACGGGGGAACCCGGCAGAGUCGGUCCACAGGGACAGCAGGGCAACCCUGGACCCAUCGGUCAGCCUGGAAUCAAAGGGGACGGAGGUGCUGAAGGUCCUGCCGGUCAAUCCGGACCAGUCGGACCUCCCGGACCUCAAGGGGAGCGUGGCUUACCCGGACUGCCCGGCCUCCAGGGACCGAAAGGACCGUACGGACCGCGCGGACCUCAAGGCGAGCGUGGACUCGAAGGCAAACCCGGAGCUGAUGGUCCUGCGGGUCCAGUCGGACUCCAAGGAGUUCAGGGACCCCCCGGACCUCAAGGAGAGAGAGGAACUCCUGGCAAUGAGGGCAAGCAAGGCCCUCCAGGAAUCGCCGGACGCGUUGGAGACAAAGGACCCCAAGGUUCUCCGGGUUCUCAAGGCCCACCCGGACCUCCAGGUCUGAUAGGACCGCUGGGUCCGGCCGGACAGAGAGGUGCGACCGGAGAGCGCGGAGAAAGGGGAGAACCAGGACCGGCCGGUGUCGCUGGUCCGCACGGUCCUCGGGGCGCCCCAGGCGUACCUGGAAUUCAAGGAGCCAAAGGCGAUCGAGGAGAAGUCGGCGAUCGUGGCUUGAAGGGACACAGAGGUCUCGCUGGACUCCAGGGACUGCCGGGACCUGCUGGCCCAGCGGGAGAGCGCGGAGCGCCCGGACCUGCUGGUUCCAGCGGCUUGACAGGUCCGCAGGGUCCACGCGGUACACCAGGCAGAGAUGGGUCUCCCGGGCCCCAGGGAGUUCAAGGAGCGUCCGGUCCUCGGGGACCCGCGGGAGAAAAUGGAAAGCCCGGCACUCCUGGAGCGGCUGGUCCCGUCGGACCACCAGGGCCUCCAGGUGAACCUUUUGGGUACGAUCCGGCCGCACUCCAAGCGAUCCUCGGCAGAACAAACACCAAAGGACCCGAUCCGAUGCUCGGUGAUGAUGCCGGUCUGCUGUUCGACGAGAAGACUUCGGUUGAAGACAAGAAGAAGAUCAUUUUCACUUACUACAAACAGCUCGUCGAGGAGUACGACCGUCUGAGAAAUCCGACGGGGACCAAGGAUUCCCCCGCCAAAACCUGCAGGGAUCUCUCUGUCUCCCAUCCAGAAUUCAAGAGCGGUAUGUACUGGAUCGAUCCAAAUCAGGGUGAUUCGCGGGAUGCGAUCGAAGUCUAUUGCGACAUGGCGAUCGGAGCUUCGUGCAUCACACCAUCGCCGAACGCCGUGGAUAAAAAAGCGCAUUAUAUCGGCAAGGCCAAGCAUGUUUGGUACUCCGAAAUGCCGGGAGGUCGGCAGUUCACCUACAAAAUCGAUCGCGUUCAAUUGACCUUCCUCCAAAUGCUCAGUGGUCGAGCCGAACAGAAUAUCACGUACCACUGUAAGAACUCCGUCGCCUUCUUUGACGCUCAAAAGAACCACUUCAAGAAAGCGGUCAAACUGCUAUCCAGCAAUGAUCUCGAGCUGAAGACCUCGAAAGAUGAAACCUCCACGGUCAACAAGUUCGCCUACGAGGCCGUGUACGAUGGCUGCAAAGAUCGCAAGAACACCUGGGAUCACACGAUUCUAACCUUCAAGUCUGACAAACCGAACAGACUGCCGAUCGUAGACAUCGCUCCGCGCGACAUCGGAAGCAGAUCACAGGAGUUUGGUCUCCAAAUCGGAACAGCUUGUUUCGUUUAGAUAGAG
Molecule: messenger RNA, 4563 nt
Organism: Galendromus occidentalis (western predatory mite)
Lineage: Eukaryota; Metazoa; Arthropoda; Arachnida; Mesostigmata; Phytoseiidae
Product: collagen alpha-1(I) chain
Exons: 19
Coding region: 1-4557 (1518 amino acids)
Cellular component (GO): extracellular matrix
Molecular function (GO): extracellular matrix structural constituent; protein binding
Source: RefSeq, a predicted model, not a curated record